UGUCUCGUUCCUUUUUGCUCUCGCUCUUCCUUUGAGCUUGUUUUUUUUUUCUUCUUGCGCCAACGACGGACAGUCGCCUCUUCGUCUUUGCGAAUGACCAAUAUGGACUCUGUUGGGCCAAUGCGCAAGAAGCCAGGUGCCAAGCCGAAUCCCUUCAUAACGGACAUGGUUGCGCAUAGGAAAGAGAAGAACAGGCAGGCUCAAAAGGCAUUGCGAGAGCGACGCGCACAGCAGGCCUUUGAGCUCCAGAACGAAUUACGUUCUCUCCGCUCUCAGGUCUCGUCUCUUGGUCAGGAACGGGCGCAAUUGCGUCAAGAGAACCGGCAGCUACAACAGCUUCUGGCUCUUACCUUUAGCUCGUGGCUUCCUGAGGUUGCGCAGGAGAUGGCGGAUGCUCACUCGCACGACGCCGUGAUGAUUGCGGCAAAGGCAUUAGCGGAGUUACAGGCUCGCCCAGUCAUUCGUCAAGAGAAAGUAUUUGCUGAGCCAGCAAAUGUAAAGACUUACUCUCCAGUUCCAAUGGACGUAACACAGACUGAAGAUGAUACAGAGGACGAAAGCUUUCAAGAGGGAGGCGAGGAUACAUUCCUUCCGGCGAUUCAAUCAGAAUGGGACGAUAAUCCCAAAACACCCAAUGCUGAGGAGUCUUCGGUCAUUACCGCCCAUAUAUCUCACCUCCCCACACCCGAUCCUUGCCCUCCCAUCAAAAGCUGCUGCCCUCCUGCAAAGAACCCCUUCUCUACCACCUUAGAGCCACCUGCAGCCGUUGAAAACUGUGCCGAGACUAUGCCUUGUUUCGUUCUUCGCGAGAAAAUCCUCAAAUACGGUCGACACAUUGAUCUUGCUGCCUUGUGUGAUGAAUUAGUGCGGCGAGCGGUUUGUCACGGCAAUCCGUGGGACCCCGCCGAUUGGACGGUUCCUCCAGACCUUUUUGAACGUUUUCCUUGCAUGAAGUAAAAUGUACGGACCCCACAUCUUACUUUUGGUGAUUUCUUGUAUAUAUUAGUGUGUUGUCCUGUCGUCGAGAAACGAGUAUUAUAUCGGAUAGAGAAGCGUUGAUGUGCUCUGAGCUGGUGUCCUGAGUCAUGUCCAAUACAAUUAUUUACAACUGCAAGUCUUUUGGGAUUAAACGAUGUGGAGAGUUGAACUGUGGGGUAUUCUGAUGGAAGCAUGUAGGCUUUCGUUAUAGGCCUUUAAAAAUAAAAACAAAAAGGAAGAGCAGAAAAGACCUUCAAUAGUAUCCAUGACUGUGCCAUCCUUGGCCGUACACGUG
Molecule: messenger RNA, 1273 nt
Organism: Spizellomyces punctatus DAOM BR117
Lineage: Eukaryota; Fungi; Chytridiomycota; Chytridiomycetes; Spizellomycetales; Spizellomycetaceae
Exons: 2
Coding region: 94-957 (287 amino acids)
Cellular component (GO): RNA polymerase II transcription regulator complex
Molecular function (GO): transcription cis-regulatory region binding; DNA-binding transcription activator activity, RNA polymerase II-specific
Source: RefSeq, a predicted model, not a curated record